AUAGUAUUGUCGUGCAGUAUUUAUUAGUACAGUACCGCGGGCCGCGAAACGGUUACAGCGCGGCGGCCGUGGUGUCUGACGUUGCGCAGAGCGCGCGUCGGUCGUCGAUUUCCCGCGCAAAACUGGUCGGGGUAACACUGUGCGCCGGCCGCCCGCCCCACCGGUCCGCCUACCGGCAACGAACGACACAGUCGAGCGCGCGCGCGACCGUUAUCCAACCGACCGAAUUUCAAAUUCAAAAUCGUCAACGAACGUCGAGCAGCAGCCGCCGUCUCGCCGUCGUCUUCCGCGCGAAAACCGAACAGUUUAAUUAUUUUUUUUCACCUUCCGAAAAAUUAUUUUUAAACCGUCGUUUUUUGCCGCCACCAUCCACCAACCGGCCCACGCCGGCACACGAAACAUCCAAAUUCGCGGUGAUCGUCGAGCGACCGUCUUUCGUCGUCGUCUAACGGGGCGCGGGCAAGCAACAAGCCACCAGCACUUCGACAGUCAGCCAUGGUGUUGUCGGACGUCAACGGAAACGGUAAGAAGUCGGCGGCCGAACGGUGGCUGAGACAGCGGAACGGGCAGCGGGCGUCGGCUGUCCGGUGCAUAUUCGGGCCGCCCGAGAAACGGGCCCAUCUCAUGGUGAUCAUGCGCAACGAGGCAGAAAUGGAACGGAAGCGGAUCGAGUUCGCGGCCAGGUACGAGCCGGUGGGCAUGUCGCCCAACGAGCGGCGCAACUUUUUCGCGGGACUCAUGAAAUCGCCGCCCACUUCGUCGCACCAUCAUUACAGCAACGAACAUAAUUCAAAAAAUUCGAAAGCCGAUAGCCGCAACCACUACUUCCAACAACAGCAGCAGCAGCAGCAACAACACCACCAUUACUAUCACCAGCAGCAGCAAAAGCAGCAGAAGAACAAUAGUUUCAACCAACCAUCCGACGACGAAAGAAAUUGACUAAGAAAUUGACCGACUAUUGUGCGGGAAGGGGGGGUGUAUCAUAAAUCGUGAUCGAUAUUAUAUAUAGUGUUACAUUGUACCUAAAUCGCAACGAUCUCUCUAACCCCACACUCGUACAACUUUAUAGAAAAGACCACUUGUCCAUUUCCUUCUACGUCUGUCUACGUCACGAAUCGUCUCAUUUGUUGCACGAAAUCCGCGCGUAAUUUAGGUUUUUGGGUGUAUAAUCGGGUUAUUAAUAAUAUUAUAUAAUUUAAAGUGUAUUCAUUUUUUAUUUCAUUUUCGUUCUGUUCAAAGUGUUCGUGGCACAUGGUUGUUUCGCGUUUGCCAACGACUACUUUGUACCUAUUUAUAUUUUACUACCUAUAAUAAUAUUGUUAGACUUCUAGAAAUUCGACGCGUGCUACAACGGGUCCAUAACGUAAUUCGUUGUAACGGUACGCAUCAUAUUAUUUUUAUUACAUUAUAUUAUAUUAUGUUGGGUUGUUGUCCGAGUUUUGCACCUACACUACUAUACAUAAUAUUGUGAUACUCGAAUGUGCAUGUUAAAUAAAUAUUAUGUUAUACUAAUAUGAGAACAAAAAAUAGAGGGAAAGCAUUCGGCAAAUGAAUAUUUUUACAACUUUACAGUCGUUCC
Messenger RNA from Myzus persicae (green peach aphid), 1579 nucleotides. RefSeq names its product DEAD-box ATP-dependent RNA helicase 8-like. The transcript has 2 exons. Bases 496 to 939 code for a protein of 147 amino acids. The record is from RefSeq and is a predicted model, not a curated record. NCBI's taxonomy places the organism in Eukaryota, Metazoa, Arthropoda, Insecta, Hemiptera, Aphididae.